Messenger RNA from Cokeromyces recurvatus, 1512 nucleotides. RefSeq lists its product as uncharacterized. The transcript is spliced from 7 exons. Bases 52 to 1359 code for a protein of 435 amino acids. Gene Ontology annotation, biological process: L-tyrosine biosynthetic process. Gene Ontology annotation, molecular function: NAD+ binding; prephenate dehydrogenase (NAD+) activity; prephenate dehydrogenase (NADP+) activity. Lineage: Eukaryota; Fungi; Mucoromycota; Mucoromycetes; Mucorales; Mucoraceae. The record is from RefSeq and is a predicted model, not a curated record.
AUUUUUUUUUGUCCCUUUUUUUUUCACGUUUUGAUUCACUUGAUUAAUAUAAUGAAUGAAAAAGAAACUAUAGAGAUUGGAAUAAUUGGUGCUGGUGGUAUGGGUCGUUUCUAUGCCCAUACUUUUUCAAAUGCUGGCUGGAAAAAUGUUAAUGUGUGUGAUCUUCCAGAAAAAUAUGAAAGUCUUAAAAAGGAUUUUGAAGGAACAAAUAUUCGUGUUUUACCUGAUGGGUAUCAUAUAUCUAGACGUUGUGAUUGGAUAAUGUAUUCUGUUGAAGCAGAAUAUAUUAAUUCUGUUGUAAAACAAUAUGGUCCUGCUACUAAAAUUGGUGCCAUUGUUGCCGGUCAGACUUCAGUGAAAAAACCUGAAAUUGAAGCAUUUGAAAAAUAUUUACCAAAGGAUGUUCAUAUUAUAUCUUGUCAUUCUAUGCAUGGGCCUGCAGUUGACCCUAAAGGACAGCCCUUGAUUGUCAUUAAUCAUCGUGGAACUAAAGAAAAAUUAGAUUUAGUGGUUAAAAUUUUAUCUUGCUUCAAGUCCAAUAUAGUUCAUCUUAGUGCUGAAGAGCAUGAUCGUAUCACAGCAGAUACUCAAGCUGUUACUCAUGCUGCAUUUUUAUCUAUGGGAAGCGCCUGGAGAGCUAAUAAUCAAUUCCCUUGGUUAUUACCGCAUUUUGUAGGUGGAAUUGAGAAUGUUAAAGUGAAUGUUGCUUUGCGCAUUUAUAGUAAUAAAUGGCAUGUGUACGCAGGUCUAGCCAUUAUGAAUCCUAUAGCUAAAGUUCAAAUUACACAAUAUGCACUUAGUGUUGCUGACUUGUUUAAAUUGAUGAUUCAGGAAAAGGAAGAAGAAUUUAGAGCAAGAGUUAAAAAAGCUGGAGACUUUGUCUUUGGAGGCCUUCAAAAGGACCAUGUCCCUAUCUUAUUAGACGAUCAAAUAUUAGAUGAAUUUUCUCUUUCCAAGAUUCCCAAAGAAAGGAGAACACCUAAUUCGCACUUAUCACUAUUAGCUAUGGUAGAUUGUUGGCAUAAACUAGGACUAAAUCCUUAUGAGCAUAUGGUUUGCCAGACGCCGAUUUUCAGAUUAUGGAUGGGAAUUACAGAAUAUUUAUUCCGUAAUCCAGCCAUGUUAGAUGAUGCUAUUCAAGCCGCUUUAUAUCGUAAAGACAUUAGACCGGAUGAUAUGGAAUUUGUUACUUGUGCAAGAGGCUGGGCAGAAUCUGUUUCAUUAGGCAGUAUGGAAGGAUAUCAAAAACGGUUUGAAGAAACACAAAACUAUUUUAAAGAUCAAUUUGCAGAAAGUACAGUCAUUGGUAACAAAAUGAUUUCCAUGAUUUCUAAAAAUAUUACUAUACAAAAAAAUUAAUACUGUUAAUAACACACGAUAUAUGGUACUUGGUCUUAUACUAAAUAAAUUGAAGAAAGUUGAUCGACUUUUAAUUAUAAGCAGUUUUGUUUAUGUGCAGACAUGUUCUUUUUAUUAUUAAAUAAAACAUAACAUAAUGAAAGUUAAUAGUGA